Molecule: messenger RNA, 659 nt
Organism: Drosophila simulans
Lineage: Eukaryota; Metazoa; Arthropoda; Insecta; Diptera; Drosophilidae
Exons: 1
Coding region: 105-611 (168 amino acids)
Source: RefSeq, a predicted model, not a curated record
UUAUUUAAAGUCAUAUAUCCUUUUCCCUUUACAUAAGAGUAAAAAUAUAAAGGAAAAUUUGAGGAAUCCAAAAUUGUAAGUAAGAAUCGAAUUAAGCCAAGAUAAUGGAAGAACUUGUAGACCUGGAAGAACCUUAUCUGUAUAUGAUUGGCAUACCGGCUGGUCUUCGCGUGCACUGGGCCUACGUAGUAGAUUUUCUACAUCCAGAAGAGAAUCUUCAACAAAUCAACGAACCAAAUGAGGAAUUAGUGCCCCCCUCACAACGGCAAUCCCGAGAAGACACUACGGACUUGGAAGUGGCGCCCUUACCUGAAGCGCCGAGCAUUGACCUAUCUGCUGCUGGCGAUGGACACCACGUCAUUCCCCAGAUUGCUGAUAACGAAGAGCCGAUUGUGAUUAUCUUUCUGCCCAGAAUAAUGUCAUUACCAUGGUCCAGUUUAAAGCGUCUGAAGCCGGUGAUCAUUGCGGCCUCAAAUAUUCUCUUCAGAAAGAUACUGUCCCAUUUUGGAAUCGAUUUAAGUCAAGUCUUUGCCCUCGGCUUGUCAUACAAUACUCAUUUAACAAUAUUUCACUGCCUUAUGGAAUACCUUACAUCCUGGUUAACUGGAUAACAUAAUUUUUCUUUUAAAGUGCGCAUUCAAAUAAAAAUGGCAUAAUUU